Molecule: messenger RNA, 2506 nt
Organism: Solea senegalensis (Senegalese sole)
Lineage: Eukaryota; Metazoa; Chordata; Actinopteri; Pleuronectiformes; Soleidae
Product: taste receptor type 1 member 1-like
Exons: 6
Coding region: 22-2463 (813 amino acids)
Biological process (GO): G protein-coupled receptor signaling pathway
Cellular component (GO): membrane
Molecular function (GO): G protein-coupled receptor activity
Source: RefSeq, a predicted model, not a curated record
UGGUAAACGAGAAUUCGAGCAAUGGCCCCUUUUCUUGUUUGGAUGUGUCUGCUGGGACGUCUACUACGAGCCUCGUCACAACCUACGGUCUCAGCCUCAGAGUUUCACCUGGAGGGGGAUUAUCUGAUAGGUGGACUUUUUAAUAUUCAUCGUGUCAGUGAACCCGUUUACUAUGACAAACCAGAAGUCAUCGACUGCUCCAGUGAACCCUUAAUACUGUCAAGUUAUCGGAGGUUUCAGAUGAUGAGAUUUGCUGUCGAGGAAAUCAAUAACUCCACCAACCUUCUGCCAAAUGUAUCGCUUGGCUUUGACAUACAUGGCCACUGUUCAAACACCCUUCCAGGGAUUUUCAGCCUCCUCUCAGUCAACCGCUCCAUCCAUCCUUGGAGUGCACCACAGACAAAUCUGUCCAAAAUGAUCGCAGUGGUUGGCGCUUAUACAAGCACUGAGACACUGACUGUAGCACCACUAUUCAUGAUUGAUCUCAUUCCUAUGGUUAGUUAUGGAGCUGCAAGCUCUGUCUUUUCAAGAAAACAGAAUUUCCCCUCUUUCUUACGGACAGUACAUCCCAACAAGGAUGUCAUAGAAGUGAUCCUCAAAAUCCUACUUCACUUUAACUGGCACUGGGUUACUUUCCUUUACAUUGAUGAUGAUUAUGGCAAAGAUGGCCAGCAGGUGUUCAUAGAUAAGAUAAAGGACACCGAGAUCUGCCUAGCGUACACCAAAGAACUCAAUCAUAAUACAAAUUUCAACCAAGUGUUCAAACAGAUAACGGCCCAGAGAGUUCACAUAAUAAUCGUGUUUGCUCCCGAAUGGACGGCAGAAGCUCUCAUCGAGGCAGCAAUACAGAAAAAUUUCACCGACAAAGUGUGGAUCGCAGGAGACGCAUGGUCCUUAAACAAGAGACUCCCCAAAGAGAAGGGGAUCAGAAAUGUUGGAACUGUGCUUGGAGUCGCUGAGCCAUUCAAGCCAAUACCUGGUUUCAGUGAUUUUAUCUAUUCUUCCAAAAGUCACACUCACAGUGAGAAUGAAGAACAACAGAAUUUGUGUAAUCAGGUUUGCAACUGCCAUAACCUGAGUGCCGAGGAUGUCGUUGCUGCAGACCCCUCCUUCUCUUUCCCUGUGUAUUCUGCUGUUUAUGCCAUUGCUCAUGCCUUGCACAGCAUAUUGCAAUGUGGAGCUGGCACAUGCAAUGACAACGUCACAGUGCACCCGCACAUGAUUCUAGCAGAGCUGAAGAAGUCAAACUUUACACUGUUGAAUCAAAGAAUUCAGUUUGAUGAAAAUGGUGACCCCAGGUUCGGAAUCUAUUCUUUAGUCUUCUGGAACCACAGUGGUGAUGCACAGGAGAUUGGUUUUUAUAGUUUUCACCCAUCCAAUUUCGUCAUCAACAGCACUAAAAUUCAGUGGCACUCCAAAGGAGAGGUGCCAACAUCACGGUGUUCCCCAGAAUGCACUGCAGGACACAGAAAAAAACAAGAUAGAAUGCAGCACUGCUGCUUCACGUGUGAAGUUUGCCCUGAUGGAAGUUAUAUUAACACCACAGAGGACGCCUACACGUGCAUGCCAUGUGCAGAGACAGAAUGGUCUACAGAAGCAAGUACGUCAUGUAAUCUUCGGUUGGUGGAGUACAUCAGAUUCACAGACAGUGCAGCCAUACUGAUCAUGGUCGGGGCCUUGGUCUUGGUGGGCAUCACACUCGCCAUGUCUGUUCUCUUUGCCAUUAACUACAACACUCCUGUUGUCAGAUCAGCUGGGGGACCAAUGUGCUUCCUAAUCUUAGGCUGCCUUUGUCUGAGUAGUUUUAGCGUGUUCUUUUACAUUGACAAGCCAACAUUUUAUUUUUGCAUCCUGAGGUACUUCCCAUUCUUUUUGUUUUACACGGUUUGUAUUGCAUGCUUUGUUGUGCGCUCUUUUCAAAUUGUUUGCAUUUUUACAAUAGCUGCCAAGUUUCCCAACGCCCACAGUUGGUGGAUAAAAUAUCACGGACAAUGGCUGGUCAUCACCGUGAUAUCCGUCACCCAGGCACUCUUCCUUGUCAUUGGCUAUUCACAAGGACCACCCAAGCCCAAAGAAACAUUGUGGUACCCAGACAAAAUCCUACUUGAAUGUGACAUGAAUAUGAAAGCCAAUUAUGCUUUACUUGUAUUGUUGUGCUCUCUUUGUUUUGUUUUCUCCUACAUGGGAAAAGACCUUCCAAAAAAUUACAAUGAAGCCAAAGCUAUAACUUUCUGUCUGCUCCUGCUGAUCCUCACCUGGGUCCUUUUUGGCACUUACCACAACCUCACACGUGGCAACAGUAUUACAACUCUUAAUGCUGUGGCAGUACUCGUCAGUCUCUACUGCUUUCUCCUGUGGUAUUUCCUGCCAAAAUGUUACAUCAUCAUUUUUCAACCUCACAAGAACACACAGCAGUAUUUCCAAGGACUCAUUCAGAAUUAUACCAAAACAAUUAGCCAGUAGCUACGGCACCGAUUUGCAUUUAGCCUUGUAUUACUGCAAUAGG